Molecule: messenger RNA, 1464 nt
Organism: Fusarium coffeatum
Lineage: Eukaryota; Fungi; Ascomycota; Sordariomycetes; Hypocreales; Nectriaceae
Exons: 2
Coding region: 1-1464 (487 amino acids)
Biological process (GO): ubiquinone biosynthetic process
Cellular component (GO): mitochondrion
Molecular function (GO): FAD binding; 2-octaprenyl-6-methoxyphenol hydroxylase activity; oxidoreductase activity, acting on paired donors, with incorporation or reduction of molecular oxygen, NAD(P)H as one donor, and incorporation of one atom of oxygen
Source: RefSeq, a predicted model, not a curated record
AUGUUGGCUCGUCGAUCCGUUCUGGGCAAGCCCGGCUUUGUCUGUCGGACAUGUGCCCGUCAAUAUCAGUCCCAACUGCGGCGGGCUUCGACCUCUACCCAGGACAACAUCUACGACGUUGUGUGUGUCGGUGGCGGACCGGCAGGUCUGAGUUUACUGACUGCUCUUCGUGCCAAUCCUAUAACUGCUGGCCUUCGAGUGGCUCUUGUUGAAGCUCAAGACCUUUCCAGGAUAUCCUCGUUCUCACUUCCCUCGACUCAAUUCUCCAACCGAUGUAGCUCUCUUACCCCGGCAUCGGCUCAGUAUCUCGACAAGAUUGGAGCAUGGCGACAUUUGCAACGUGAUCGAGUUCAGGACUAUCAAGAGAUGCAAGUAUGGGAUGGAGUUACGGGUGCCCGAAUCGAGUUCGACUGGCCACCCAGCACGACUGGAGACAAAACAAUUGCCUACAUGACGGAGAAUCUGAACUUGACAUCCGGUCUGCUGAAACGAUUGUACGAGCUUGGUGGAGUGGACGUUUUUGACAAGACCAAGGUCGAGAGCAUUGAUCUUGGCAAGGAAACUGAGGACCUUGACUUGAGCGAAUGGCCGGUCGUGCAGCUCUCAAGUGGCCAAUCCUUAGCAGCACGUCUUCUUGUUGGAGCAGACGGAGCCAACAGCCCUGUGCGUACAUUUGCUGGGAUAAAUAGCCGUGGUUGGGACUACGGCAGACAUGGUGUUGUCGCAACUCUAGAGCUGGAAGGCGAGGGCUGGGGUGGUGAGUUCAACAAGAUUGCUUAUCAGCGGUUCUUGCCCACUGGACCUGUUGCGAUGUUGCCCAUGCCUGGCAAGUAUGCUACACUAGUCUGGUCUACUACCCCAGAAAAGGCUGCUCUUCUUAAGAGCUUAGCCCCCAAGGACUUUAUUGCUAUGGUCAAUGCUGCUUUCCGACUAAGCCCUGUCGAUAUUGGCUUUAUGCACUCUCAGCAGGAAAACCAGGCAGAAGAGCUGUCAUGGCGUUUACAACAUACGCACUUUGAUACAAAGGCCCUUCCUCAGGCUGUCGUCGGUGUGCAAGAAGGCAGUAUCGCAUCUUUCCCCCUGAAGCUGCGACAUGCUGAUACAUAUACUGGUGAACGUGUUGCGCUUGUGGGCGACGCGGCUCAUACAAUCCACCCAUUGGCAGGCCAAGGCCUGAACCAAGGUCAGGGAGAUGCUCAGAGUCUAGUCAAGACCAUCGAGUUUGCCGUCUCUCAUGGCCAGGACCUUGGCACCUCACUCUCUCUUGAGUCCUACAACAGCGAGAGAUAUGCCGCCAACCACAUCAUUCUCAAUGUCUGCGACAAGCUCCACAAGCUCUACUCUGUCGAGAGUGGCCCUUUGAUACCGCUGCGUUCCGUUGGUCUCAGAGCUGUUAAUGCCCUGGCACCCCUGAAGAACUUCUUCAUGGAGCAGGCCUCUGGCACUGGUACCAAGAUCCUGUAA